Messenger RNA from Paramisgurnus dabryanus, 2179 nucleotides. RefSeq lists its product as uncharacterized. The record is from RefSeq and is a predicted model, not a curated record. Lineage: Eukaryota; Metazoa; Chordata; Actinopteri; Cypriniformes; Cobitidae. Gene Ontology annotation, molecular function: zinc ion binding.
GUAUCAGAAGGUGAAUAAACAGGAGUUUGGAGAGCAGAGUGGGGAGGGAAUGCUUGUAGCUUUGGAAAGGCAGGUAGAAUCCUACAAUGCAUCAUGUGAUGACACCUGUGCUAAGCUUAGUAUGUCCUCAGCAGGAACACCACUUGUAGCCAUUUGUUCCCCCUUGAUGAAACGAACACACCGCCUUUCCAAUAGUGGAGAAAUGUGUUUUAUGGAUUCAUCUGGUAACAUGGACCGUGAGAACUGCAGGGUGUUUCUCCUUCUUACACACACCUGUGCAGGUGGUCUUCCUCUUGGUAUAGUUAUAACCCAGUCAGAAGAUGAGAGAACAAUUAGUGAGGGAUUGGAGCUGCUGAAGUCCUUACUGAAGAAUGAUGCCUUUGGAGGGCGAGGUGAGGCAGGCCCUUGUGUGUUUCUUACAGAUGACUCAAAGGCAGAAAAGGGAGCUAUAGCCCAGGUCUUUCCUGAAGCCAAACAGCUGCUCUGCAUAUUUCAUCUUCUUCAAGCUGUGUGGAGGUGGUUGUGGAACAAAGAACACAGGGGUUGAGAUGAAGGACAGACAAACACUGUUCAGCAUAGUCAAAGACAUGCUUUAUGCCAGGGAGAUGAGUACAGUUGAAUUACUCUAUCAGCAAGCUCUUGACAACCCUUUGACCACCAGAAACAAGAAGUUCUUGACUUAUUUACAGAGUCUUUAUAGUCGACGCGAAAGUUGGGCUCUCUGCUACAGGAGGGACUUGCCAACACGUGGCAAUCAAACAAAUAACUAUGUGGAAGCUGCAAUGCGUGUAUUGAAAGACAAAAUACUUCAAAGGACGAAAGCAUUCAACCUUCCUCAAUUAUUCAACCUUUUCACCACCCGACUAGAGAUGUACUAUGAAGCACGUGUGACAGACAUCGCACUUGGCCAUUGGGAGGCAUUUCACCGGUCAAGAUUCCUUGCUACAGAAAGUAAUAUUAAACCAUCUGAUAUUUCUCAGGUUGGAGAGAAGAAGUUUCAGGUGAAAUCCUCCACAUCAGGACACACUUAUACCGUGGACAUGGAGUUGGAGCUCUGCACAUGCCCAGCUGGCCAUAGCGGGGCACCAUGUAAACACCAAGCAGCAAUAGUGCAAAAUUACAACAUCACCUCUAUCAACUUUCUCCCCACAACAGCUGAAAUGAGGGCUGAUCUGCUGAAAAUAACAAAAGCCUCAGUUUCUCUUGACUUCCUGAGUCCUUUACGGCAAAAAAUGCCUAUGUCAAGCACAUUAGCUCCAGAUGUGCCUCCAAGACAAGAAACCUGCAAUACUGAUCAUCAGUACUAUCUUAGUGCUCAAGAUGAUGUAGACCAUCAGCUGGCCGUGUCUACCUUCGGCUCUGCACAAUUACCCCCAGUUUCACCUACUCCAGAAGGCUCAAACUCCAACCUACCCUGUGUGCAGAGUAAUUCAAAAAGUGCAUCUAUACCUCAGUCUCCUGUAAGAAGGAUGCUAAGACUGCUCGGUGAACUGUCUGAAACCUCUGACUACAGUGAUGCCAUGAACACAAUGGCCAAGCAGCUUGAAAAGAUGCAGCACAACCCGAGCCAACUGAUCUCUGCAUUUUGCUGUUUUGGUAAAGGAAUGUCAGUGUCAAAGCGUGCAGCAGCAUUAAGACGAGCUGCUAGACGACCAGGACCUAUUAUUGGCUGUCAGCCAACAGCAGUGGCCCGAAGAACAAAUAAGUUUGGUUCUAAGCGGCGUUUGACAGCUGGACGACCCAGAAAAAUUUUUUCUGGUUCAGAGCAUGACUACAGCAGACAUGCAGGAAAUGGGGGGAAAAGGGCUGUAAGGGUUCGCCACAGAUUGUCAGAAUCUGUGGCAAUGAAUUACUCACAUCAACACUAGAAUAAUAUUUGUAUGUGGAAUUUGUGUUGAUGGGUUAAGUGUUUCUAAUUUGUUCCUCCUGAAUGUUUUAAAAUGUUAAUUAGUAGAUUAGUUAAUGCAAAUACAGUAUUAUUAAUGAAUUCUAUGAAUGAAUGCUUUCAGGUUAUAAAGCCAUAUUAAAACCAUAUUCGGACUCUUGUUUACAGUAAAGGAUGCGUGAAAUUACAUUUUCUCUGUGCAAUACAUUUUUGAUAGCUGUUGUAUGUAAAAGUGUCUUUGUGUACAAUGGCAGUUUUGUGUUUUAUCCAUUUAAUAAAAAUGUUUUUAUAUGA